Molecule: messenger RNA, 2147 nt
Organism: Heterotrigona itama
Lineage: Eukaryota; Metazoa; Arthropoda; Insecta; Hymenoptera; Apidae
Source: the annotation of a GenBank genome assembly
AUGAAGAAAGGGCAGGCUGUGUCGUGUCUGCGACAGCAUGCGUCAGCCGUGCCAAAACCACCUAGGUUCGUGUAUUUCGUGGCUCGAUGACCGCGGCCGCACCAUUGUGUCCCCGGGAUCAUCAACAAGUCCCUCCGCGAGCGGCUCUUACCUCGUCUCUGGCGGUGACUGCCGUUCGUUUCGUUCAGAAGCUUCGAGUAUUUCCUGCGUCGAGGAAGAAGUGAAAACUGUAUUGCUUCUGUUACACGGUCAACUCGCCUAAUGUGAGAUCCAUUUUUCUCUUUUUUAUUUAUUCUUGCACUUUUUUCAAACUUCUUUCAUUGGCAAUUAGACCAUGAUAUCUCUUCUUUUACAAUCUUAAGGCGUUCUUCUUAAGAACAACAUAACUCUUUAAGCAAUAAUUUGUAUUAUACUUUUAUAUACUAUUAUCUAAUAGUAUAUAAAAGUAUAAUAGUACUAUAUAUUAUAUUAUAUAAAAGUAUACUAUAUAAUAGUAUACAAAAGUAUACUAUAUGUUUAUAUACUAUUAUAUAAAAGUAUAUUAUACUGUUAUAUAUAGUAUUAUUACUAUUAUAUAUAGUACUAUUAUACUUUUACUAUUAUUAUAUAUAGUACUAUUAUACUUUAUUAUACUAUUUAUAUACAGUAUAACUAUUAUACUAUUAUAUACUAUUAUAUAAAAGUACUUUUAUAUACUAGAUAUACUAUAUAUUAAUAUAUAUAAAAGUAUUUUUAUACACUAUUAUAUAUUUUUAUAUAUUAUUAUGUAAAAGCAUAUUAUACUUUUAUAUACUAUUAUAUAAAAGUAUAUUAUAUAUUAUGUUAUAUAAAAGUAUAUUAUAUAUUAUAUAUUAUAUAAAAGUAUAUUAUAUAUUAUAUAUUAUAUAAAAGUAUAUUAUAUACUUUUAUAUAUAGUACUAUUACUAUUACAUAUAGUACUAUUUUACUUUAUUAUACUAUUUAUAUAUAGUAUUAUUAUACCUUUAUAUACUAUUAUAUAAUAAUACUACAUACUAUUAUAUAAAAGUACUUUGAUAUACUAUUAUAUACUAUAUAUUAGUAUAUAUAAAAGUACUUUUAUACACUAUUAUAUACUUUUAUAUAUAGUACUAUUACUAUUAUAUAUAGUACUAUUAUACUUUAUUAUAUUAUUUAUAAAUUUAUAAUAUUAAUAGUAUAAUAAUAUAAUAAUUAGUAUAAUAAUAUAAUAUUAAUAGUAAUUUAUAAAUUUAUAAUAUUAAUAGUAUAUACUAUUAUAUAUACUAUUAUAUCUUUAUGUACUAUUAUAUAAAAGUAUUUUUAUAUAUACUAAUAUAAAAGCCUUUCUUAUAUUGUUCCAUGGCAGUGUAAAGCAAGAUCUUCUUCGAUUCUUUACCGUUAGUUCUAUCGUUUGUUUUCCACUGCAGGUUUCAUACCUCCGUCGAUGCUGCGAGAUCAGUUGAUUUCGCGCCCUGUUCCUCAGGUGAGCGCAUCGGUGACGAAGGUCGAAUGUGGACGAGAGCCAGGAGAGGUUCUGCGGGAUUCUCGACGUGUCCUCCUGGUCGUCCACGUCGAACAGCUCGACGGACGUUUCGUCAUCGUAGUCAUCGUCCAACCACCUGCCAUGAAUCUGAUUUAACUGAAGAGUUGCAACCAAAACCGCUUGGCAUCGAGGAUGAACGAAAUAAAAGAAGAGGCGAAUCUUUAAUUCGAAAGGGAUGUAACCAUUGAAAAGUAAUACUCUCUCGAUGGAAACUUGACUGUCACUCAACUAUGUACAUUUUCAAUAAUUAAUUUCACGCGACAAACGUGAAACUGGUUACUGCGAAUAUCGACCAGAGAUAAAUAGCGACAGUAGCAGGCAAACAAGUAAACAUAGUUGUAGGACGAAGGAUUGGACAAAGUCGUCGAAUCGUUUCGGCAAGAUCUCGUCUUCUCGUUGGGAAAUCGAUGGUCCGAGGCGGCGAAUCAUGAGAACGAGGCAAGCCGCGCGCUUUUCUCGUUACAGCAAAAGAGCUUUCCACCGAUUUAAGUGCAAGGUGACGUUUCGCGGUCGUGGAAUUCCCUGCUAUCCUCGUGAGAGCAUUCGCAGAUGAGUUUAGAAGCGCACAGCAGCUCCCCCUCCCGUGUUCUCCGUGUUUCUCCGCUCACUCUCUCUCUCUCUCUCU